This is a messenger RNA of Zalophus californianus (California sea lion), 3474 nucleotides long. It is a transcript of the gene SORBS3, whose product is annotated as sorbin and SH3 domain containing 3. Bases 699 to 3212 code for a protein of 837 amino acids. The record is from RefSeq and is a predicted model, not a curated record. NCBI's taxonomy places the organism in Eukaryota, Metazoa, Chordata, Mammalia, Carnivora, Otariidae. The transcript is spliced from 20 exons. Gene Ontology annotation, molecular function: protein binding.
GGUUUGGGGCUUGGGUCCCAGAACCAAGCCAAGGGCUAAGAAGUACUCCAGUUUUUCCAUUACCAGUAAACAUUCGUUAAGCACCUUCACAUUCUGUAACAUGCUCUGUGCAGACACAGAGCCUUGGAGGAGAAGGGAAAGACGGGAUGGCCAGAGGGGUUGGGAGCCAAUGGGCGCAGGCUCUUGAGACUGGUGUCAGAGCAGCGGGAACAGCGGAAAAGCAGCAAGAUCAAAACAAACACGGUGUAUGGGAACACCAAGACCCUGGUAACCCCAUCCCCGCCAAAGGGACCCCGCCCUCAUCCUCUUCAGGGGCGCGGCACGCCCAGGGGGCCGCUCCCUAAGGCCGAUUUCCUCCCCGGGCUGCCCUCAUCGGUGCUUGCACGUGUGAGCAUCCGCCCAUUUGCUGGUGCACGCGCCAUCUGUGUGCGUGUGUUUGUUUGCACACGCCCGGACGCGCGCUUACGAAAGCACAAAAUCUCCCCAAGUGGGUAAGGAGCCGGCGGGACCUUAACUCGGUCCGCUGAGCCACCCUACUUGUUGGGGUGCCCUUAUCUCGGCCCCAGCCUGUCUGCAUCUCGGUCCUGUCUGCGAGGCUGCCGGGCCGGUAUCAGUUGCUGGCUUGACCCGGGAUCUUUAAUCAUUCCUGCCCUCUGUCCUGGCUCCGCCAUGCAGGGCUCCCUUCCCACACGCUGGAAAUGUCGCUGGAAACUCUGAGUGGCGCUCGCCACCCCCCCCAACACACGCACACCCCGCUCGGACGCCAGCCCUGCGGUGGGGGCCGGAGAAGGCAGCUGGGAAACCAGAGCGAGCUCCCCAGGGACCCUUGGCGGCCCCUCCCGGCGCCGCCCGCGGCCGGCCCGGCCCCCUCGGCAGGGGGCCACUUCGUCCCCGUCCCGCGGCCCGACGGAGGGCACUCGCAGCCCCAGCCGGCCGGCCCCAGCCCCCGCCCCGCAGGCUGGAGAGGGAGUCGCCGGCCCCUCCACCCUACCCGCGCGGCCCACAGCAGAUUGGAAGGAGACAAACUGCGCCGCCCGCCCGCGCGCCUCUCGCGGUCCUCCCUCCCUGCGCGUGCCCUCCGCCCCGUCGAUCUCCCUCUUCCUCCUCCCGCGCCCUGCCUCGCGGAGCCCGUCCUGACCCGGUCACGAGGGCGAGCGGCACAGCCCGGACUUCUCCCUGCCCUACCUUCUCGAGGGCUCGCCGCGGCCGCACCAGGCAGAAGCCGGGCAGAGAUGCUUCUGCCCUCCCCGGCGUCCUCAGUCGGUGCCACCUGCUCGCUGGGGAAGGUGCCUGUGAUCCGGAAUGGUGGCUCCAAUACCCUUAAUUUCCAGUUCCAUGACCCUGCGCCCAGGACCGUGUGCAAGGGGUACGUCCCCCAGAGGAGAGAUGCUUCCCGGCACCCAGACCCUGCUUGGUAUCAGACCUGGCCCGGUCCUGGCAGCCAGCCCUCGGGGAGCCAGAAGAUCCCUGCCUCCCAGCAUCCCCAGAAUUGGUCAGCCACAUGGACCAAGGACAGCAAGCGUCGGGACAAGCGCUGGGUCAAAUAUGAGGGAAUUGGGCCUGUGGAUGAGAGCGGCAUGCCUAUUGCCCCCCGAUCUAGUGUUGAUAGCCCCAGGGACUGGUACCGGAGAAUGUUCCAGCAGAUUCACCGGAAAAUGCCAGACCUGCAGCUGGACUGGACCUUUGAGGAAUCACCCAAAGUGGCUUCCUCCUGUGCCGCCUCUACAGACUCCAGGCAUCCAGGGCCCCAGCAAAGACCUGUGGCCAGGCCAGGCCAGGCCUCUUCUCUGAGUGGAAGAAGCUGGGACCCCUCUGAAGAGGCUCCUAGAAGCACCUUCAACUGUAAUCCUGGAGCAUCCUCCCUACAUCAGACCCCAAAUCAGGUGGCCAGACGCCAAGAGAAAGCAGACAAUAUCUGGACGGAAGAUUCUUGGAACCAGUUCCUGCAAGAACUAGAAACUGGACAGAAGCCCAAGAAACCGCUGGUGGAUGACGCUGUUGAGAAGCCCUCCCCGCCCAUUGAGGUCUUGCUGGAGAGAGAGCUGGCCAAGCUGAGCGCGGAGCUGGACAAGGACCUGCGGGCAAUUGAGACCCGGCAGCCGUCCCCCAAGAGCUCCCAAGUGCCCCGACGGUACCGGGAGCCGCGGCCCCCCGCGCGCCCGGCUCCCGCCUGGAGCUCCAGUUCCCCGAAUGCACUUUACCGGGGUUCCUCCCGGCCCCUGAGCCCCCACAGAAUGGCGGAUGGAGCAAGCCCCUUCCUAGGUCGUAGGGACUUUGUCUACCCUUCCUCGGCUCGAGACCCUAAUGCCUCUGAACGAGGGGGCAGCCCAGCCAGGAAGGAAGAGAAGAAGAGGAAGGCUGCCAGACUCAAGUUUGACUUCCAGGCACAGUCCCCCAAGGAGCUGACUCUGAAGAAGGGUGAUAUUGUCUACAUCCACAAGGAGGUGGACAAGAACUGGCUGGAGGGGGAGCACCAUGGCCGGCUAGGCAUCUUCCCUGCUAAUUAUGUGGAGGUGCUGCCUGCAGAUGAGAUCCCAAAGCCCAUCAAGCCCCCAACCUACCAGGUGCUGGAGUAUGGAGAAGCUGUGGCCCAGUACAAUUUCAAGGGAGAUCUGGAGGUGGAGCUGUCCUUCCGCAAGGGGGAGCGCAUCUGCCUGAUCCGCAAGGUGAAUGAGAACUGGUACGAGGGGCGCAUCUCGGGCACGGGGCGCCAGGGCAUCUUCCCCGCCAGCUACGUGCAGGUGUACCGCGAGCCCCGGCUCCGCAUCUGUGACGACGGCCCUCAGCUCCCUGCAUCUCCCCGCCUGACCACUGCCCGGCUGGCUCGUCACUCCGGCUCCCCGUUAACGCCACACAGCCCAGUGGACCCCACCGACUGGGGGAGCCGGACCUUCCCCCGCCGCGCCGGCUUCUCCUUCCCCACCCAGGAGCCCAGAACCCAGACCCAGAGCACCCCUGGGUCAGCUCUGUCCCAUCCUGGAGGCUCCAGCCGUCCCCUGGACCUGGGGAUGCCCCCCAACACCGCUCAGAUACACUGGACCCCGUAUCGGGCCAUGUACCAGUACAGGCCCCAAAAUGAGGAUGAGCUGGAGCUGCGGGAGGGGGAUCGGGUGGAUGUCAUGCAGCAGUGUGACGACGGCUGGUUCGUGGGUGUCUCCCGAAGGACCCAGAAAUUUGGGACAUUCCCUGGAAAUUACGUAGCUCCGGUGUGAGUGGUCUCCGUGGCAACUCAGAGCCCAGCCAGGAUGGGGUGGGGAGCAGUAGCACUUAUGGGGAGAGGAUCCCCCCUCCAUCAUCCUUCCCCGAGACCUGAGCUGCUGGCAUCUGCAGACAACCCCAGCAGCCGUUCUUCAGAGCCCCCCUCAAAGCCCCCUGGACUGCUUCCCACCCACAGCUCACAAACAUUCCUCCAGCAGCCUUUUUAUUUCCUCUCCUAUCCCACUCCCCAAAUAUAGAGGUCUGCUUUGAAGUGGA